GCAGGUUAUCAAUACUGUGGAAAUGAUGAAUGCGUGAAAUUCUUGAAUUUCUCAAGAUUUAUGUCUGAGAUCUUCCGGCGAUUUAUGCCUUGUUUAGACUCUUGAGAAGCGCUUGGUGUUCGGCAACCGCGCUUUCUCGGAGAGGUGGGCGUACGAUGGAACGGUAAAAGAAUGGUCGUUAUUCUGAAUGCCCGAGAGGCGAACCAUAGUGAGGAAACUUAUUCCAAAACCGACAAUAUUUCUGCGGCCGCUCUCACACCACCUCUCCUCCUGGCCGGAAAGGCCAAUGAUUUAGACGACCACCACCCGUCGGAUCGACCAACAGACUCGAAACCGAUUUCGAGACGGCAUCAGAUCCUGACGAGCUUGGCAGCUGGUGCUGCGGCGGGUGGCUUGGCGAAAACCGCGAUUGCGCCGCUUGACAGAACAAAGAUAAAUUUCCAGGUUUCCCCGGUGAAGAAUUUUAGCGCCGCGAAAGCUUUAGAGUUUAUAUUGCGAACCUACCGAAACGAAGGUUUCCUGGCGUUAUGGCGAGGCAAUUCGGCCACGCUGCUUCGCAUCGUGCCUUAUGCCGCCGUGCAGUUCGCAUCCCACGAACAGUGGAAGCAUCUCUUGCACGUCGACACUCCGAGCCACAAGGAAGGCGAAUGGAGAAGGUUCGCCGCGGGUUCAUUGGCUGGUGUUACGGGUCAAACUGUAGUUUAUCCACUGGAUGUUACCAAAGCUCGGAUGGCUGUGACAAGUGCCGAGAAGCACGGCACGUUGCUCGCUGUGCUUCGGAGUACAGUGAAAGAAAAUGGCUUCCGGUCACUUUACAGGGGCUAUCUACCGGCCAUGUUGGGAGUGAUUCCGUAUGCCGGCGUCUCGUUCUACACUUUCGAGACCCUGAAGCAAUGGCAUACACGGCGAGAGCAAACGAAGCCGAGCGCAAUGGAGAAGUUGAUGUUCGGUGCUAUUGCGGGACUCAUGGGGCAAAGUGCGUCCUAUCCUUUAGACAUCGUUCGACGACGGAUGCAAACAGCAGAUAUCAUGAAAAUCGAAUACAGAAGUGUUCUAGGCACCCUCCUGAAGGUUUACAGGCAAGUCCAGAACAGAAUUUGUCGGAUGCUCUUGUUUUGUCGUAAAAAGGAAGAAGGUCUCAAGGGCGGCUGGUACAAAGGACUUAGUAUGAACUGGAUCAAAGGACCGAUUACAGUGGGCAUCAGCUUCACGACGCAUGACACACUUGUUGCCUUCAUUCGAGGUCUUCCAAUUUUCAACGGAGAAUGAAAAUUGUUGCAUUUUUCCUGCGUCCGACAUGCGACCACCAGUCUCGUUUAUUGUUUCGGAAAUUUUAGUGUAUUUUGUACCCUUGGACAUAGACUAGCGACGAUUUGAUUGAGCAUUGGUUAUUGUGGGUUGUUAGUCAAAUUUUUAAUGAACAUCCUGAGUGCGAUUCAACACAUGCGGUCAUAUCCCAGAGUUGAAAGUGAAAUUAGUCGACGUGAUCCCGGCACUAAUGCCGAAAUGCGGUUUGUUCAUGGGUUCUUUCGUAAAUUUCCUACAUAGCUGGAUUUGCUUGUUGAACUUUUUUUGUUGCGUGCCAGUGUUGAGCAAGGAGGAUCCAACUGAUACCAGUGAGAACGUCCUUUGGAAUCGUUGUGCAAUCGGGGAGGGCUUACAGGGGGGCUUUGGAAUGGAAAUUAGCUCAGAGGAAAGUGAAAUAAAAAUUUUAACACUUGGAUCAUCUCAGUAA
Molecule: messenger RNA, 1735 nt
Organism: Notodromas monacha
Lineage: Eukaryota; Metazoa; Arthropoda; Ostracoda; Podocopida; Cyprididae
Source: the annotation of a GenBank genome assembly